GUACUUCAGCUGACAAGCCAGAACAGGAUAGUUGUGGUCUUUACUGUCCCUUAGCAUCGGCAGCAGCAGCAGACUACUUGAUAUCAUCAAAGAUCUAUUCCUCUAGUCAAAAUGCGAUUGUUUGGAAUUUUGGUCUCCAUCGUUUUGAUGUCUGCGGUCAUGCAUUCUCCGGGGGAAUCAUUAGAAACUGUGGAAAGCGUGUUUGUGCCUCCCACAGAAAACUGCACGAAGAACCUUUUGGAGUUGCUUCUGUGGCAACAUGGCAUGCACGUGGCCAGACUUGUAGAAGAGGAACACACCUCAGGGAGCACACUGAAGUUGAUAUACAUCACUCUUUUGGAAAUGAAGGAGCUUAUGAAUGCAAAAGAAAAUCGUUCCCAAACAGAAAACGUCGUUAAUUAUACCGAUAAGAAUUGUGAUUAUCCUUUUGUCCGAGCGGGAUCUAACUGCGUGAUGCUGACUUCACAAAAGAUGUCUUGGGACGAUGCACGCCAUUACUGCGCUUCUGAAGGGAGCGACCUGGCCAUUUUCGAGGACGUCAAUACCUACGCAGAGAUUCUUGCUAUGAUCAGAAGAUAUGAAGGUGAACUUCCAGAUAUAUGGGUCGGUGGCUCAGACGUGGACAGGGAGGGCUCGUGGCGUUGGGUAAACGGAAAAAUAAUACCAUCAGGGCCACCAAUGUGGGGAUCUAGUGAUCAUUUCAGAGCUGAACCAAGCGGAGGUCGCAGGGAAAACUGUGCCAUUCUGUAUAAAAAUGACAAAUAUUACAUGCAUGAUAUCAUUUGUUCACAUCAAGCGGCACCGUUAUGUGGGAAAAACUGAACAUAACUGUGAACUUAUGUACAAAAACUGGUCAAACGUAUACAGUGACAAUUAAACAAAAAAAAUACCAGAAGCUAAAUGUACAUAUAAAAUGAAAAUUGAAAGGAUGUUCAGCUUAAAGAAACUUAAAAUUGCUUGGAGUGGAAUGAAACUAUUGUGUGGCUUUAAUAAGAACAUAUCAUUGGACCCACCAAAUGUCACCAGUUAUAUAUAAGAUUUAAACUCUUUCUAUGUUGGGUUUGAUAUUCAUAACUUUAAUCUAGAAUGUGAGAAUAUAUUGUCAGCAAUAUAUUGUUAGAAGUAUUAAUGUUGAACACAUUCUUAUAACACAUGAUGAUGUAAUGAAUUCCCUGAAAAGAAUUCAGAGUGAGAAAGCCAGUGGACCUGAUAACAUCUCCUGUAAAUUAUUUAAAACAUGUGCAGAGCAACUUGCUGAACCACUGCGGAUUUUUUUUCCAAAUUUCAUUAGACCAGUGUGUUCAUCACAAAGAUAAAUUACAAUUUGCUUAUUCUCAAAAUAGGAGUGUCCAGGAUGCUGUGUUAACUUUAUUUCUUCAAACUUGUGAACAUCUUGUAUCGAAAAAUUCACAAGUAGGAAUUGUUUUUGUAGAUUUCAGUAGUGCAUUUAAUACUAUAGAACCACAUGUUUUGCUUAUUAUUAUUAUUAUUAUUAUUUUUUUUUUUUUUAGAAAUGAAGGUAAACAGUAAUUUAUUCUUGUGGAUAUAUAGCUAUCUUACAGAGAGACUACAAUAUACUAAAGUAAAAAAAAAAUCAAAUCUGAGACUGUAACCACGAAUACAGGAGCUCAUCAGGGUUGUGUGCUCUCUCCGUUGCUUUUUACUAUGUACACGAAUGACUGCAUAAGCAGUACGCCUUGCUCGUCCAUAAUAAAAUAUACCGAUGAUACUGCUAUUGUAGGUAAAAUCAGCAAUGAUAGCUCGGAAGAUUAUCUGACACAAGUAAGGGAUUUUCUCUCCUGGUGCAGUGACAAUUAUCUUAAUCUCAAUGUAAAGAAAACCAAGGAAAUGAUAGUAGAUUUCAAAAUAAAUACUAGACUAUCUGACACAAUUGUUAUAGCUAAUGAAGAAAUUGAAAGAGUCGAGGAAUAUAGCUAUUCAGGUGUAAUAAAUGAUCAAAAGUUAACAGGAUCUGGAAAUUCACAUCAAGUUUAUAACAAAUGUCAACAGCGUAUCGAUUUUCUUAGAAAACUGAGAAAUACUCAUGUAGAUCGGACAAUAUUAUCACUAUUUUAUAAGUCUGUGGUAGAGUCCGUCUUGUGUUUCUCAAUUACAAUAUGGUAUAGAAAGUUAACAUGUAGAGAUAAGAACAAAAUGAAGAAAAUUGUUAAAACUGCUGGUAAACUUCGUGCAAAAACUGUGUCAUUAGAUGAAUUAUAUAACACAUAUGUAAGGAAACAUAUAAAUAAGAUUAUGACUGUUGGAAGUCAUCCGCUGAAUGAAUAUUAUGUCUUCCUUAGAUCAGGCAAAAGGUUGGCUCUCCCAAGGCUACACACAAAUAGGUUUAAAAAUUCUUUUAUUCUGUAUAACUAUUUAGCAUCUUAGCAUAGCUAACUUACUAUACUUUUAAUAUAACACAAUUUACUUUUUAGAAUUAAGUUUUAUAUCUUUUGGAGGGCUCGGAAAUCAUAAAGAAUUUCAUGUUGAAUAUGUAUUCAGUGUGACAAUAAAGCUUAUCUUAUCUUA
This is a messenger RNA of Scylla paramamosain (green mud crab), 2526 nucleotides long. RefSeq names its product perlucin-like protein. The coding region runs from base 112 to 822 and encodes 236 amino acids. The record is from RefSeq and is a predicted model, not a curated record. Lineage: Eukaryota; Metazoa; Arthropoda; Malacostraca; Decapoda; Portunidae. The transcript has 6 exons.